UUUCUAUCACACAGUAAGUAUAAAAAAUUCGUAGAAACUCCACUAGGGGUGCAAGUGUAUCUUUCACCCACAUACAGUCAAUUGCAGCUGGUAACAAGUUGGUGAAUAAAAUAAAAAAAUAAUAAAUUAAAAUCAAUAUUAUUAUCAGUGAUUGAUCAUGAAAUCAGUGAAGCUGUCAUCAGGAUAUGACAUGCCAACAGUUGGCCUUGGUACAUGGCAGGCAAAACCAGAAGAAAUUGAAGCAGCAGUUGAAAGUGCCUUAGAAAGUGGAUAUCGACAUAUUGAUACAGCCUUUAAUUAUAAUAAUGAAGAAGCUAUUGGUAAAAGUUUAAAAAAAUGGUUAAAUAAUGGUGGUAAACGUGAAGAAUUAUUUAUAACAACAAAGCUUCCUAAUUAUGGUAAUCGUGCAUCAGAUGUUGAAAAAUAUAUAAAUUCAUCACUUGAAAAACUUGGUCUUGAUUAUAUUGAUAUGUAUUUAAUUCACAUGCCAUUUGCUUUUGUCAGUGAUGAAUCUUGUUGUGCACCAUCUGUUCAUGAAGAUGGAAGUUAUCAAUUAGACUUGAAUACUGAUCCUGUAUCUGUCUGGAAGGAAAUGGAAAAACAAGUCAAAAAUGGACGAGCAAGAUCAAUUGGAUUGAGUAAUUUUAAUGAAGAUCAAAUACUAGAAGUUUGGAAAAAUGCAACAAUAAAACCAAGCAAUCUUCAGGUUGAACUUCAUGCCUAUCUUCAACAAAAAGAUUUACGUGAAUUUUGUAAAAUUCACAGUAUAAUUGUAACUGGUUACAGUCCACUUGGUUCACCAGGUGCUAAAACUCAUUUUCAAACAAAAUAUAAUUAUAAUCCAGAAAAAUUUCCUGAUUUACUUGGACAUCCAGUUGUUAGAAAAAUAUCAAAUGAUAAAAAUAAAACAACUGGACAAAUUUUACUACGACAUUUAGUACAAGAAGGUCUUGUUGUCAUUCCAAAAAGUUCAUCACCAGAACGUAUUAAAAAAAAUAUUGAUAUAUUUAAUUUUGAGCUAAGUUCUGAUGAAAUUGAUGUACUAAAUGCACUUGACCGAGGAAAUAAUGGAAGAAUAUUUAAUUUUCUAUUUUUUAAAGGAGUUGAACAUCAUCCAUUGUAUCCAUUUAAAAAUCAAAUUUUAUAAAUUAUUGUAAAAAAAAAAUUGGCCAUUUGGCAAAAGACAAAAAAUGAUUAAAAAUAAAAUAAUUGAGUAUUGAUAUG
Aphidius gifuensis is the source of this 1224-nucleotide messenger RNA. Its product is annotated as aldo-keto reductase family 1 member A1-like. The coding region runs from base 158 to 1147 and encodes 329 amino acids. NCBI's taxonomy places the organism in Eukaryota, Metazoa, Arthropoda, Insecta, Hymenoptera, Braconidae. The transcript is spliced from 7 exons. Gene Ontology annotation, molecular function: aldose reductase (NADPH) activity. The record is from RefSeq and is a predicted model, not a curated record. Gene Ontology annotation, cellular component: cytosol.